UACCAGCAUGAAGGUCAAGCACUUUCACGAACUGCAGCAGCUGUAGUAGAAGGGAGUGCUGUACUGGAAUCUGUCAUGCUGGAUGAACACCAAGAAGUCAGUAGUUUUCGAUUUUGUCUUACAAGUUUCAUUAAGGGUGUCGGGUAAUUAACUACAAUGGGAAUUUUAUAGAACGGGAACACCUGCAGCUGUAAAAGGAUAUCUGGGAUGAUUAUAUAUACCGCAUGUUUUUUUGUCCUCACAUACACGGUCCGAAUAAGAUUUAAUCACACAACAUCCAUGUUUUGCACAUGGUGCAUAGUUUUUCGCUCCGCUACGUAUCUGAGUCAUGCAAGUAAGUACGAUAUUUUCUAGGAGAUGGAGACUACUGCUUUCACUAUUUGCGCUCUGAACUGUUAGCUACGAGGACUUCAUCUCGACAACUACCCAAGACGACAUCACUCGAUGCAUGCUCAUAAGAUUCUGCGAUCAAAAAUUUUCGUGGUGCGCAUCCCGCACAAAAGCAAGUUUAAUUCAAAAUCACGUAUAAUAAGUUUUUACCCAGCAGUAAAGAACUUGUUUUGGACGAACAGCACAAAUUUUGAUUUUCAACCCUGGUGGAAGAGAACAAUAAAACAGGAUCCCGAUGAAUAAAU
Molecule: messenger RNA, 635 nt
Organism: Amoebophrya sp. A120
Lineage: Eukaryota; Dinophyceae; Syndiniales; Amoebophryaceae
Source: the annotation of a GenBank genome assembly